GGCAGUCACGUCGGCGAUCGAGAGACCAGAACUAGCAGACAAACGGCGUGCACUGUGCCUUUCAUAAGGGUCGCCUGCUGGGUAUCGCUUGCACACCGCCAAUCCUGAGCUGCAGUCAUGAGCCGCACCGCUGCGACUUGCGGAGUGCUGCUUGUCUGCCUGGUGAUGAUCGCCUCCUGCCAGACGUUCCAGUACAGCCGAGGCUGGACCAACGGCAAGCGAAGGGAUGGAGCCAUCGUGGCCGGUCCUAGCCGAGUCACGGUCGAGCACCGCUUGCUGGAAGAGUUCCUUUCCAAAUUUGCCCCUAAGGAUCGAGUGGUUCUGGAGCGACUGGGCCACCUGUUUAGAACCCUGGACCGCAGUGAGGACGAUCAAGAAUACUGAGAAGAGCCAGCAGCACAAGUUCCUUGAGGAGAUAAACGAAGCGGGGACUACAACUUUGUACUUUGAUGAUUCGCUGCUUACACUUGCCUUGCCUGUCGUAUUAUUCAUGCGUAAUAAACGCUCGCGACCGAAUACCGA
Messenger RNA from Dermacentor andersoni, 522 nucleotides. RefSeq names its product Corazonin (gene Crz). Gene Ontology annotation, biological process: positive regulation of heart contraction. Lineage: Eukaryota; Metazoa; Arthropoda; Arachnida; Ixodida; Ixodidae. Gene Ontology annotation, molecular function: corazonin receptor binding. The record is from RefSeq and is a predicted model, not a curated record.